AUGUCCACCAUCACCCACGUGGACUCCGGUGACAGCGACUCCGAUUGCUCCAUCGGGUUUUCUCUUCUCUUCGGCGACGACUCUGCUGCACAGAUUGAUUCUCCCAUGGCGCUCCCUUACGCCGCGAUCAACGUGCACUCCUACGUCCCGAUGAAGCUUGACUUCCGCGCCGACAACUUCUCCAAGUGGAAGGCGUGCUUCGAGGCUCUGUGCGGCACUUUCGCCCUGAUGUCGCACAUCGACGGGACAGCACCUCCCAAUCCCCUCACCCCUCUGUGGAUUCAGGAGGACUGCUGCGUCCGUUCCUGGAUCUACAGCACCAUCUCCGACGCCGUUCACGACUUCAUCAUGGAGGCGGACCCGACGGCACACAAGCUUUGGGCCGGCAUCGCUGCCCGCUUCUGGGCGAAUCGGGCACCUCGUGCUAUCUUCCUGAGUCAGGCCUUCAUGACCCUGACUCAGGGGGAUCUGUCCGUCGAAGCCUACGGCCAGGAGAGGAAGAAGGCUGCUGAUCGCCUUCGUGACGUCGGCAGACCCGUCGAUGACACGAUGAUGGUGCUCAACCUGCUCCGAGGUGCCAAUCCUCGCUUCAGCUCCAGCUGCGACAUCAUCGCUGAUGACCCCGACAUCACCUUCUCCAGCGCCCUUGAUCGCCUUGCCCUCAAGGAGUUGCGCCUGGCCGAGGAGGCCAAGCUGGUCACCUCCACCGCUCUCAACGCCUCCACGCCCUCCGGCUGCGGCUCCUCCGGCCGCUCCUCCAUGCCGCCUCCUCCUCAGCAACUCCUGGCGCAGCAGCAACAGCAGGGCGGCGGCGGCGGCGGCGGUGGCCAGCAGAGGCGGAAGAGGAACAACAACCGCAAGGGCGGCGGCGGCGGCCAACAGCCGCAACAGCCACGCGCGCCCAACCCUAAUGGACCCUGGAUUUGCAUCAAUCCAUGGGGUCAGCAGGGUCAGGCGGGCGGCUUCGGCGGCGGCGGCCAGGGCUCGCGUGGCGGUGGACAACAGCGCGGUGGCCCUGGACUUCUCGGGUCUGCUCCCCAGGCCCACACUGCGGUUGCUGCGCAGCAAUCCGGCGGCCAGGCGCAGUGGGACAUGGCUGGCCUUGUGGCUGCUCUGCAGUAG
This is a messenger RNA of Panicum virgatum (switchgrass), 1122 nucleotides long. RefSeq lists its product as uncharacterized. Lineage: Eukaryota; Viridiplantae; Streptophyta; Magnoliopsida; Poales; Poaceae. The coding region runs from base 1 to 1122 and encodes 373 amino acids. The transcript has a single exon. The record is from RefSeq and is a predicted model, not a curated record.